Closterium sp. Yama58-4 is the source of this 468-nucleotide messenger RNA. The record is from the annotation of a GenBank genome assembly. NCBI's taxonomy places the organism in Eukaryota, Viridiplantae, Streptophyta, Zygnematophyceae, Desmidiales, Closteriaceae.
AUGGUGCGGUCCAGCGCCGACCAAACUGACGUCAAGCGGCAGCCGGCGGCCGUCAAGAGCGAGCGGCAGCUGACGGCGGAGGAGCACUGGGAGUGGCACGCGCCGCACAUCCGCAACUGGCGCGGCGAGUGGAAGAUCUGGAAGCCCGUAGACAGCGACGCGUUGCAGAAAUCGUUCAAAUCUGUCCGUUCGUUCCAAUUCAAGGAUGAGGAGAAGACAGCUUUUGACCACGUGAAUGACUGGUACGAGGAGAAGGGGGAUUUGACCAUGACUCCCCUAUCAGGGGUAACUUGGGAAAUCACCCGCAAGGAACACAGCCUGCCCGACGGCAUCAUGCACCCUGCCCGCCCGUCUCACCGCGUGCUGUGCGUCAAUCCCAAGGGCGAGGGCGCAUGGGUGCAGCAGCAGUUCAGAGGGCCACAGGAGGGGCUUUACCUUGAAGCCUUCUUUAGCAAGGGUAUGGUAUAG